CUUCUUAUACACGAUACUAUUUUAACAUUUAUUACGACAAUUCUUGUUACGCCUAAACCUCAAAAAUCAGAAAACACAUGCAGUCCGUGGCUUGGAUUCUGUCAGGUUUCCUCAAAUUGCUGCCGUAAUCUUGUGUGUCUAACUUACGCGGCUAAAUGCGUUCCAAAACAUGGAUUAAUAAUUCCUGGUGAAGAUACUAGACCCAUUGGUCCACCACCAUACGCACCGAUCAAAUAAAAUAUUUCCGUUCAAUAAGCAACCCAUAUUAUAUUUUUUAAUUAUCUGAAAAUGAAAUGUAUCAUUAUGGUUCUCACAUAUCCAAAAUAUAUAUUGAGUAUCAAGCGAGUCAAUGAAAUUAAUGAUCGUAUAACUUUAUGAAAAUCGUUAAAAUAAAUAAAUUUUAUUGCAAAUGAAAA
This is a messenger RNA of Vespula vulgaris, 416 nucleotides long. RefSeq lists its product as uncharacterized. The record is from RefSeq and is a predicted model, not a curated record. NCBI's taxonomy places the organism in Eukaryota, Metazoa, Arthropoda, Insecta, Hymenoptera, Vespidae. The transcript has 3 exons. The annotation marks the transcript as partial.